CGGGUUGCUUCUGCUACGGCGCCUGACAGUGCCCCAGAUCGCCGGAGAAGAAGCAGUUGCAUAGGCACAGGGGCACGAGGCGCGCUGCUGUCGGACGGAAGUUGCUUGACGAUGCAGAUCUUGUGGUUGAUGGUGACUCUGGUGCCCGCCAUUUUGGCUGACACACCAGCGAAUUGCACUUUUAAUGACGUUGCCGGAAAGUGGGUCUUUUAUGAGGGGUCCAGAAUCCAUAAUGGGUCAAUUGACUGCACAACUAUGGUAUCCGUGGUACGGAAGCUGCGUGUGAACCUGAGGUAUCCUAACGUGGCUAUCGAUGAGUUUGGGAACCGUGGUCAGUGGACAAUGAUCUACAAUGAAGGCUUCGAGGUCACGGUCAACCAAAGGACAUACUUCGCAUUUUCAUAUUUCACAAAGGAAUCAUCAAAUAUCACCAGCUACUGUGACCGAACAUUCCCAGGCUGGUCCCAUGACGUCACAUUACGUCACUGGGCUUGCUUCCAAGCGCAAAAGCAGAGUCCAGUACCACCAAAAGUGCACUGCAACCCAUUCCACGAAAUGACCAAGGGCAAUGAGUUAGUUUCUCUGGAAAAACUUGAGCAGCUGGUGAACAACAUAAACAGGGCACAAACGUCUUGGAGAGCAGAGGUACAUCAGCCAUUUAUUGGGAAGACGCGAUAUGAAAUGCUGAGGAUUUGUGGAGGGAAAAGGUCAUGGCUGGCACACCGUGUCUCUCCAGCAAGAGCCAGUGUGGCAUUGCAAUCAGCAGCGGCAGAAUUACCACCGGCUUUUGAUUGGCGGAAUGUGAGUGGCAUCAAUUUUGUGUCUCCUGUAAGGAACCAGGGUGGGUGUGGCAGUUGUUACGCCUUUUCAUCCAUGGGUAUGCUGGAGUCACGUCUGCGCGUGCAGACUAACAAUACUCUUCAGGUGCAAUUGUCUCCUCAAGAUGUCGUCAGUUGCAGCCAACUGUCACAGGGCUGUGACGGGGGUUUCCCCUUCCUCGUGGCUGGCAAGUAUGCCAUGGAAUUUGGUGCUGUAGAAGAGAAAUGCAACCCAUAUGUGGGGGGAGGUGGGGCCUGCACUGGACGCACCUGUCUCAAGCACUAUACAGCAAGUUAUGGAUAUGUUGGAGGUUAUUAUGGUGCAUGCAAUGAAGAGCUGAUGAGACUUGAACUGGUGCUCAGAGGGCCCAUAUCUGUAUCAUUUGAAGUGUAUCCAGACUUUGAGAACUACAAAAGUGGCAUUUAUCACCACACUGGGCUUGGAGGAUUCAAUCCUUUUGAGAUAGUAAAUCACGCAGUCCUCUUGGUUGGAUAUGGUGUAAAUGAAACAACAGGAGAGAAGUUCUGGAUAGUGAAGAACAGUUGGGGUGAAGGCUGGGGAGAGAAUGGAUUCUUCCGAAUACGACGGGGAACAGAUGAAGCUGGCAUAGAAAGCAUAGCAGUACAUGUUACACCUAUACCUUAGGCUUGUGAAGAGCAGACACAUGAAUCUUAUCUCAUUGUCUAUGUUCAUUUGUUUAGUUACGUGAAUAUAAUGAGGUAUGAAUCUGGA
Messenger RNA from Cryptotermes secundus, 1551 nucleotides. RefSeq names its product dipeptidyl peptidase 1. The coding region runs from base 112 to 1464 and encodes 450 amino acids. Gene Ontology annotation, cellular component: lysosome. Lineage: Eukaryota; Metazoa; Arthropoda; Insecta; Blattodea; Kalotermitidae. Gene Ontology annotation, molecular function: cysteine-type endopeptidase activity. The transcript is spliced from 10 exons. The record is from RefSeq and is a predicted model, not a curated record.